AUGGCAAGCAAGACCCUCCAGGCUUUAAGAGACGAGUUCGAAGGGCAAACUAGAGAAAUCCAAAAACUGCAGAGAGAAGUGGAGCUAGCGACUCAACACACAAUAAAGAAACUGUCGGCAUCUUACCGUGAAAAUGCUGCAGCUGAUCACUGCCCUUCAACUGCAGUGAGUGCUACCAGUAGCCUAGUGGGGAAAGGCACAUUGUUCCCUUUGUUGCCCAACCAUAACCACAUUACAUCGCUUGCGUUACAUCACUCCUUGCCUGACGAUCGUCCAAGCCCUAUCAAUAGCAUCAUAUCACAGUCCACCCAGAGGCCGUGUGGUUUAGAAGGAAAUGUUAGACAAGCUGUCAGCAAAUCCCUGGUGGAAGAGGUGUCGCAAUGCAAAGAUUCACAGGAAAAAACAAAAGAUAGCAUUAACAUGUGUGGUCUACAAAACCAACUUCUUAGACAGUCGAUCGGUGAACUGAAUUCCAAAAUCCAGAGUCUAGAGAAAGAAAGAGAUGGCAUGCUGGGCCUGAGGUUGCGUGAGCCGAAAGCCCAAGAAGAGGUAAGCAAACAAUUUCAGGAGCUUCAAGAAGCCAACCAGCUUCAGGAUGAGAUGCUGAAGCAGUCAAAUGUUUACAGUGAACUUCUCAGGGAGAUGGUGGAGAACUAUGGUGGGGUGCUCCAGGAAAUCCAAGGAGCCCUUUUAGGUUACGAGGAGUGCUCAGGAAGGAAAGUGUUUGAAUCAGACUCUGCGUCAAGUGUUCACAUCAGCAGGCUGGGAACAACUGUACAAAAAGCCCUACAAGACCUGGAGUCUGAAGCUUCUUUUCUUAAAGGGAAGCUUAAUCUAACCGAAGAGCAGGUUAACAGCCUAAUGAAAGAACUACAAGACAAAGAGGCUCUUUUUCAUCUCUAUAAGGAAAGGUAUGAUAAUGCAGUUAAAGAACAUGAGCAGCAGAUGGCAGUAUUGACUGGUGACGUGACUACGGCCCAGGACCAUACCAAGAAAAUGCAAACACAGAUGGAAAAAUUACGAAAACAAACAAAAGACCAAAGUGCUCAUUAUGUGGAGAAGAUAACUCUUCUAGAGUCAACAGUAACCAAGUUAGGUUUUGAGGUGGAAGACCUAAAAAUGCAGCUGGCGGCAUCAGAUUCUGCCUUGAAAGAGACUCGCAAUGAACAUGAACAGUGCAAUCAAAAGCUAGAGGAUCAACUCCAGCAGUUAAGUGUUUGUGAAAAACGACUAGCUUCAGAAAAACACCAGAACAAGAAACUUUGGGAGCAAAACAAUGCAAUGAAUCUCACCAAUGAGCACUUACGCAGAGAGCUGAUAGAGCGCAGCAUGGAAGUGGAGCGGCUUCAGGUCUCCAUAAAUAAGCUGACGGAAGGCAGCCAGCAACAGCUGAAGCAAAAGAUGGCACUAAUACAGGAAAACAUGGAAAAUCUGGCAUUUACUUCAAACAAGCUAGUGUCUACCAAAGCACUUCUGGACAAAACUGCACAGGAAUUGGCAGCUAGAACUAUGAGCUUGCAAAAGUCUGAGGGACGUAUCGAAGAACUAAAAGCAAUUCUAGAGGAGAAGGAUAAAACCUUAAGGAACACCGGGGAUAAACUGAAGAAGCUGCGUUCUCAAGUAGAGGCCAAGAAACAAGAGGCUGAACAGAGCAGAACUGAGGCAGAAAAACUGAAGAACAUUCACAAGGACGCGGAGAAGAUGAGGAGCCACUUGACUGAAAAGGAUCAGCUGAUCAAAACCAUGGAAGUUCAGGUGGAAAACUUGACUCAAAUAAUUGAUCAGCUGAGUGAAAAAGCAAAUGUUCUGCAAACUGAGAAGUCUCAGCUUCAACAGGACGUCUCUUAUAUGAAAUCAAAAUUAGAGGAACUGAAUGUCUUGGCUGGAAAGAAAGAAGCAAGAAUUCACGAGCUGGAGCAAGAGAAAAUUAAUGUUAGAAAUGAAGCCUGUGAACUAAAGAUGGAAAAAGAUGACCUUAAGGCAGAUCUAAAGGUCGUCCGCAGUAAAUUUGCCAAUUUAACAGACAACUAUGAGAUAUUAAAAAGAAACUGCCAAAAUAAGAAAGAUGAUCAGGACAACCAAAGUUCAGUGCUUAAAAUGCAACUUAAAACUGCACUUACUGAAUUGGAACAAGCUAAGAAUACUUUGGCGACCAUGGAGGGCAAUGACAGUCAUGCUAUUAAAGUUGCAUUAAGAAUGCAAAAGAAAAUAACUGCCAAGAGGGAGAAAGUAGAUGUUCUGCAGAGCAGGAUCCAAUUCCUGGAGGAAGCCCUCUCACAUGCAGAUAAGGAGAAACAGCAUCUAAAACAACAGAAAGACAAGCUGAUGCAGGAGCAUGAGCAAGAAACAGCCGAAAGACAAAGGCUGUCUAAAGAACUAGAGAUACUACACGUUGAGAAUAAUAAUCUUAAAGAGCAUACCUCACAAAUGCAGGCUGCUCUGGAUAAGACGUCUGUGCAGUUGUCUGAAUGUCAAGCAGUAAUUCAGCGUUUGGAGCAAGAAUCCAUGUGCUUAAGGUUACAGCAUGCCCUGGACUUGAAGGAGCUCAAAGUCCCAACCUCAGCACCCGUUUUUACGUCUGUCAAACCUUCAAAUAUACCAGUUUCCUGUCUGCGUCCGACCGACUUACCAAUUAACCAGUCCAGACUACACUUAAUGUCUUCGAACGCAGAAGACUCAGAACAAUCUGCCAAGACUCUUACAACAGAGAAGCCCACCCGGGAUGUAAUAAACAUUUUUGACAAAUUGCAUCCAAUGGAUUUCAGAGAUUCAGCUGUGCAUCGGAGUAAGAGCAGAGCGGAUAUGUCAGAUCACCAACACGUGACCAUGGAGCCAUUAACGUUGCACACUGUUGAUCUUCAAGAUAAAGACCCAACUUUCUCCUUUGCACACACUGAAACACCAUUUUUGGCUACGCCAUGCUAUACCUCAUCGCCAAAGAAAUGCUUUAAAGAUCAGAGAUCUGGAGCUAGAUCCCCAGUGCACUCUCUUCUUACGGCACAAGCAGAUGUCUAUGAAGUCCUCAGCUCCCUGGCUAGGAGGCCACUGUCUAAGGAUAUAUCUCCAGAGGACUCCACUCAUGAUGAAACAUCUAUAGGACUCACUACAGACGUUUGUCAAAAACUGCAAAGCAGAUUGGAUAACUUGCAAACCAUGGCUGAAGGUUUACAACUGAAAAAUAGAGAAAUGUCAUCGGCUGUGAGAAGUCAGGAGAAAAGAAUGUCAAACGUUAAACUGAUAAAAAACCUGAAAAAGUAAAGAAACGGCAGUCUAAAUCAGUCCCAGUUUUAAAUGUGGCAGAGUGGAAGAAUCCAAACCCUAGAACUGUCCUCGUAGGCAAAAAUACAAGGAG
This is a messenger RNA of Spea bombifrons (plains spadefoot toad), 3352 nucleotides long. RefSeq names its product coiled-coil domain containing 158 (gene CCDC158). The record is from RefSeq and is a predicted model, not a curated record. NCBI's taxonomy places the organism in Eukaryota, Metazoa, Chordata, Amphibia, Anura, Pelobatidae. The transcript has 22 exons. The coding region runs from base 1 to 3258 and encodes 1085 amino acids.